This is a messenger RNA of Nanorana parkeri, 1552 nucleotides long. It is a transcript of the gene GPS2, whose product is annotated as G protein pathway suppressor 2. The record is from RefSeq and is a predicted model, not a curated record. Gene Ontology annotation, biological process: regulation of transcription by RNA polymerase II. Gene Ontology annotation, molecular function: transcription coregulator activity. Gene Ontology annotation, cellular component: transcription regulator complex. NCBI's taxonomy places the organism in Eukaryota, Metazoa, Chordata, Amphibia, Anura, Dicroglossidae. The coding region runs from base 17 to 1552 and encodes 511 amino acids. The transcript has 12 exons.
AUAUUUGCUCUUCACCAUGCCGGCUCUCUUGGAAAGACCCAAGCUGACUAACACCAUGGCCCGAGCCCUCCACCGCCAUGUCAUGAUGGAGCGGGAACGCAAGCGACAAGAGGAGGAGGAGGUGGAUAAGAUGAUGGAGCAGAAGAUGCGAGAUGAACAAGAGAGGAGGAGGAAGAAGGAAAUGGAGGAGAGGAUGUCCCUGGAAGAGACCCGGGAACAGAUUAUGAAGCUCCAGGAGAAGCUGAACAAGUUGCAGGAGGAAAAACAUCAACUUUUCCUGCAGCUGAAGAAAGUUCUCCAUGAAGAGGAAAAGAGGAGAAGGAAGGAGCAAAGUGACCUCACCACUCUGACGUCCGCAGCCUACCAGCAGGGCAUGGUCAUGCACGCAGGGGCCCACAUCCUUAACAUGCAGGGGAGCCCCGGAGGUCAUUCCAGGCACGGCUCUCUCAUGGCCGAUCGCUCCAAGCAGAUGUUUGGACCGCCCGUUAUAACCGGCCGCCAUUACCAGACACAGCCGUCCUUCAGUCCAACCGCGGCAGAACAUGGCCAGUACCAGACCAGCCAGUCGGGUCACAGCCCCUAUACUGUCAGCCAAUCGCAACACAGCUUUGGUGCAGCCCAGGCCGGACAGGUCACCUAUACUACCAGUCAGCCAAUCAGAGGUCCCUCCGCCUUCCCCACCAUGCAGUACUUGUCCCACCAGCAGCCGGGAUACACAGUCCACGGUCAUUACACCGGAGCUCACGCAGGGUUUAUUCCUCCCAGCAGCGGCAUUCCUCUCCAGAAGCAGCUUGAACAUGCCAACCAGCAGUCCGGCUUCACUGAUUCCUCUACCCUCCGUCCCAUGCACCCCCAGGCUCUGCACCCCACCCAGACUCUCCUGACUGCACCUCAGAUAGCAGUGCCCAUGCAGCCUGCCAAGGUAAGACUCCGCACAGGACCUAUCCUCCCCUCCUCACCUGUACUCAUCUCUCCUCCUCACCUCAUGAGGAACCUCACUGCAGAAGAAGCAGACCUGCUCCUGCACAUUCUAGAUGUAGACCAUUGGCAGGGGAACUACCUCUGUUUCCUGAGUCUGGGCCCCGGAGAGUGGUCCCUGUACCUGGAGGUGUUCCGGGCCCCUUGCUGCAGGAGGACCCGGAACAUGAACGUAGUGGGAGGACUUCCUGUCCCCCAUCCUCCUCCUCCUCAGGUCCUGACGGAGACCGUACAGUCUAGGAACCUCCCAUUGCACCGGGAGGACUUCAUUCACUUGCAAGGCUUGGAUGUUCCCUCCCAGGAAGUACUGCACGGGCCUGGCCCGAUCUCUGCCUCAGCGGUUCUCUUCCACCUCCUGACCCGAACAGAGACGCACGCCAUGCACGGUGGCCUUCCUGAUCCCCGUCACUUCCGUGAGAUGGGUUUCCAAGUGGGCGGCCACGUCCUACAAGGAACCCUUCGUAAGGACGAGGUGGUUCUGAGGCCUGGGGCCUUCUUCCUCCCGGAGGUGGCCUCUCCUUUUAUCAUCCUUAUGUCCUGUUCCCCAAAAGGAGAUUUCCCUUCACUGCCAUGA